This is a messenger RNA of Volvox carteri f. nagariensis, 1963 nucleotides long. RefSeq lists its product as uncharacterized. Gene Ontology annotation, biological process: N-terminal protein amino acid acetylation. NCBI's taxonomy places the organism in Eukaryota, Viridiplantae, Chlorophyta, Chlorophyceae, Chlamydomonadales, Volvocaceae. Gene Ontology annotation, molecular function: N-acetyltransferase activity. Bases 1 to 984 code for a protein of 327 amino acids. The transcript has 9 exons. The record is from RefSeq and is a predicted model, not a curated record. Gene Ontology annotation, cellular component: chloroplast.
AUGGAUGCCCCGCAGUCGCACCACAUGGUACCAGGACCGACGGCAGCCCCAGAAACCCCUUCAACUCGCAACACCGCCACUGGCUGCAAUAGCAAAGUUGUGAGCAACAGCAGCGUCAGCAGCGGCGCAAGCAGCAGCGGGGCCAUCCACAUAAGGCCCGCGGAGUUGGUCGAUUACUGGCCCGCUGCGGACCUCCACUGUCGUGUCUUCAACGCUGCCGGAGAUGUUGGAGGGGAUGAUGAUGUGUUCAAGGAUCUCUCCCUCCUCGUGGACCGCAUCAUGGCGUUACAGAUUAACGACAAGUUGGCGCGGGAAGGGGGGGGAAACUCUGUGCUGCUGCUGGCCUUCGAGGGGGGCGCCCCCAGCACUCCGGAGCAAGCUGCAGCGGCGGAGGCGGUUUUCAGCGCGGCUCAGGCUCGCGCUCAGGCAGCUCAAAUGACCCGUGGGUCACCCCUGAAUGCGUCCUUCCCCCAGCCCAUGUGGUGGCUGGGCAGGGCCCUUGCGCCCGGGGUCAGACCUGGGGUGGGCGUAUCGGCGCAGUCCAUACGGCUGGUGGGAGUGGCGGCGGUGGACUCGUUCGGGGACCUGGUGCCUCCCCGGGAGCUCAACUGGCGGACGGACGGACAAAUGGGAUGGUACCGCAGGGAAGGUUACGCCUAUGUGAGCAACGUGGCGGUGGCCCCGGCCGCCCGGCGGCGAGGUGUAGCUCGGGGGCUAAUGGCGGCGGCUGAGGGGAUGGCGGCGGAGUGGGGCUGUCGGGCGGUGGGACUGCAUUGCAACCCUAAGAAGAGAGAGCCCUGGGCAUUGUACCGCAGCCUUGGCUACCGUGACAGCGGCGUGGUGGAGCCGGCCUUCAUGCCGUACCUUCAGGGUCGUCCACCUGACAGGCGCCGGGGCGCUAUAAGGCCACCAUAUGGCGCAGAGGGCGAUUGUGUGGGUGCGACCACUCCGCAGCCCCUCCAUCCGGGGAUGGCGCUGCAUUGAAUACACCACGAAGGGCUCUCAGGUCCCGCUAGAGCGAGUCCACAAGUCUCAGCUAGGGCAAAGUCAAAGGCUCUCUGAAACAACCCCACAAAACACCACCAACGAAAACGGGAUUCGAGGGGAAAAUAAACAAACAAACAAAAAUUCGGUUAGGGCAGUCCCGGCAGGGGAGGGCUCCUGAUAUACCUAACAGGCCAACAAAAAACCUCCAAGAGAGAAAGGCUAAGAGAGCUCGACACCACAAGACGUCUUGCAACCACCUUAAAACAACUGACCUCCACCACCUGUCCCUUCCUGGGCUGGUCCAGGGGAGAAGUAGCCUUAUAAAGAAAAGGGAUCCCGCACAAGCCUGAUCACCACUGCAGGGGCCCGGGAUAGUCCGGCGAAACGACCAAAGCGUUAGCGUUGCCACGACACACAGCUCCUAGACCCUCCAGAAAACCGCAGGGGGAGGAUUGUAGCCCGCGCGGCGCCUCCCCCUUACCGCCACUAACCUGAACGGGCGGUCCUCCAGAAACCUAUUCACCCUGUCUCGUACUGCACCGCUCUCACCUUCGUCCCUCACCAAGCAACCCAGUCCCACAGAGAAGACGUGUCUAGAUAGAAUGGCCCUCCUCGGGCCACACCUCCCCCUCAUCCGAGCCCCGCUACCACCACCAGACCUCAACCUCCCAAACACCAGAAAACCUACGUCCUUUUGGCGCUCUCACCGCCAUCUCCCCCCUCCCCUGUCCGAGCGACCCCACCUCCCCCCGGCUCUCCAGCACCCUACAACCUCGGAGUGGCACUAGGGAAGAAAAAGGGUUCUUCCCUGCACGACGUGACCGCCUCCAUUCCCCGUCCUUCUCCUCUCCCUCUCCCGUCUCGGGGUUCCCUCUCACCUAUUCCCUUGUCCUCCAACCCCCAUCCCCCUCGAACUCCUAUACCCCCCCGAGCCCUGCCCUACAAACUAAGCUCAAAGCGCUCUUAGGCAAUAAUU